Xylaria bambusicola is the source of this 921-nucleotide messenger RNA. RefSeq lists its product as uncharacterized. The transcript has 2 exons. The record is from RefSeq and is a predicted model, not a curated record. The coding region runs from base 1 to 921 and encodes 306 amino acids. NCBI's taxonomy places the organism in Eukaryota, Fungi, Ascomycota, Sordariomycetes, Xylariales, Xylariaceae.
AUGUCUUACAACAACGACAACAGCUACGGCUCCGACAACUACGGCUCUAGCCGACGUGAUAACGACACCGAGAGCUACGGGUCAUCACGUCGGGACAACGAUAACUCAUACGGGUCCUCGGGUAACAGCAGUUAUGGCUCGUCGAACAAGUCUUCCCGAGACAAUGACAAUUCGUACGGGUCUAGCAACAAUGACAGCUACGGCUCCGGGAAUAAAGACAGCGAAUCGUAUGGCUCUUCGAACCGUCGCGGCAACGACGAUAGCUAUGGAUCAUCUCGUGGCGACAAUGACUCGUAUGGAUCGAGCAACAAUGAUUCCUACGGCUCCAGUAAUAAUGAUUCGUACGGAUCUCGUCGCGACAACAAGGAGGACUCCUCGUAUGGCUCUAGCCGCAGCAACAAUGACAACUCGUAUGGCUCAAAUAACAACGAUUCCUACGGCUCUAGGAACAAGGACUCGUAUGGGUCCAGCAGUAACGAUGACAACUCCUACGGAUCGAGCCGCAGGGAUAACGAUUCCUACGGCUCCAGCAAUAACGACACUUCAUAUGGUUCUAGCAACAAUGAUUCCUACGGAUCUAGCCGCAAGGACAACGAUUCGUACGGUUCCAGUAACAACAACGAUUCCUAUGGCUCUUCAAACCGCCAGGACAAUGACAAUUCGUACGGCUCCAGCAACAAGGCCUCGUACAGUUCCAAUGACAACAACGAUUCUUACGGCUCCUCAAACCGCCGCAGCAAUAAUGAUGACAACGACAACUCAUAUGGGUCGAAGAGCGAUUACCGCUCGAGCACUAGCGACAACAACUCGUAUGGAUCCAGCAACACUUACGGGUCCUCAGCUCGGAACGACAACGACGACAGCGGCUCGUACGGCUCCAGCCGGCGGAACAACGAUUCUUACGGCGACAACAAUUACUAA